AACUCUUUUUGAUUAGUUACGAGGAAUUCAGUUUGGUGCCCGGCCAGCUGAUGGUUAAUUUGUAGUUUCAUACUGAGUUACUGAUCAGAAUUCAUGCUAGUCUUGAACUCAGUAUAAAAAUAAAUGAAGUAAAUAAUCUCUUUAUGGUCCAAUUAUAAGAUGAAAAUGAAUGAAACUGUUAUUGUCACAAGGAACAGUCAAAAAGCAGCUACUCAAUGAAGGACCUCUAAAACGUAAAUUUUACAAUAUCAAUGGAGAUUCUGAAAGGUAAAUUAUAGGAGAUUUUAAGGCUCUAAAUGGAAUUUUGCUAACAACUUAUAGCAAUUGGCAAACUGCUAAGAUUCCAAAUGUCUCAUGGAAGAUAAUAAUCAAUAAUCAACAACUAAUGGUAUUCAAAGAAAACCAGGAUUAACACAUACAUUAAGCUGUAAAUGAUUAUAUAGCGGCCGUUUUCUGUUCGAGGGACAAUUUCUGAAAGAAUCAAAAUGAGAUAUUGGAUUGAACUCAUCAUAAGCAUUUUUUAUUCUGGUUUUACGGGACUAGAGAGGUGGCUUCAUUUUUGCCUUGUAGGAUUUCGAAGACAAAUAGCACAGAAUAUAGAACAGAAAAAAAAAAAUUGAUUAAAUACACAUGGGAAAGAAAUUAACAGAUAUUGCCUUUUUCUUGGAAAUGAGCAAAAUGUGUCAAUCCACUCGUGACUCGUGCCUUCUCUGUUCAAAUACUACUAUACUAAUGCCACAGAUGGGGGAACAGUUCAUAAACAUAUCAGAUAACAUUUGGCCAAGUGUGAACCAUCUUACCAGUUACCACCUUCUUGUAUUGAAAAGGGUUGGGAUAUUUUCUCUGUUCCCCCUGUAGUACUCCAUAGCACUAGACUGGACUUUACAUUCAACUGAAAAUGUCUCCUCUUCUCUGAAAGAAAGAAAAGAAAAAGAAAAAGGGUUGUCAGAAACUCAAAUCGCUUAUUGUCCUCAAGCCAAUUACCAUUUAUAUCCAGGAUAUUAAAUUAAACACAGAUAAACUGAUAAUAUCACAUGGCAGACUCAGAUCAGAAACCCCAUUAUGCGUGACAGGUAGAUAAGACUCUGCUUCAUUUAAUUACAAUGAUAACUGUUCUGGUUUUCUAUUAGGGACAACAGGCUAAAUAAGACUAAUUAACUAAUUGCAUAUACAUAAGAUGCAUGGUUUUCGCAUCACCAUAUGCAAGCAAACACAGGCAUUCAAAAUGUCACUCGUGCAAUCGCUGUCCAAUAAAUUGAUUAUCAGUGAAUUAAUUUGAGAUUUUAUAUACAAAAUGUAUCAGGUGAUGAGUUGGCAUGCUGGUGUAGGAAGAGACACUGCAAAAACAUUUCUUGGUGAACAUUUAGAUCCAAAUCGAAAUCAUGUUACCUCUCACUAGUGAUUGGGGUGGAUGAGAUUCCAUGUUCCCCCUCCCAACCCUAUAUAUUAAGCAGCUACAAAUAGAAAGCAACUCAUCAAUCUAAGUUGUAAACAAAACAACAUCUACAAGCUCUUCCAUCCUUUUUCAUAAAUCACAAAGAAGAAAUGGCUUCCCACACUCGCUCUAACAGCUUCCCCUCUAGGCCACACCCUAUCAUUGAAGAAGCUAAUGAACAAUUGUGCAGAUUGAGGUCUUCUGCAGCCACCUCAACAUCUUCAUCAUCAAUAAGCCACAAACUAAGUGGUCUAGAAAACUUGCAUGAUUGUGUUGAAAGGCUGCUUCAGUUGCCCCUCAAUCAACAGGCUUUAGCACAAGAGAAACAUCAGAAAUGCACUAAUGAGCUAUUAGAUGGUUCCCUCAGACUCUUGGAUGUUUGUAGCAUUGCCAAGGAAGCCCUGCAGCAAACCAAGGAAUGCUUACAGGAUCUUCAAUCUAUCAUAAGAAGACGAGGAUGCGAAUCUGGAGUACUUACAAGUGAGGUUAGGAGAUACUUGGUCUCCAGGAAGAUGGUGAAAAAGACAAUCCAAAAGGCUAUGGUCAAUACCAGAUCCUCUUUCUCUUCACUCAACAAGGAGACUGAAUCUAUUUCCAUUGUUAACAUGUUAAGAAAUGUAGAAGCAAUUACUCUUACAGUGUUUGAAUCACUGUUGUCCUUCAUCUUGGGGCCAAAGGCAUCAAGCAGCUGGUCAUUGGUAUCAAAGAUGAUGCAGUCAAAAAGAGUAGCUUGUGAGGAAGAAGCAGAAAUAAAUGAAUUCGCAGAGGUGGAUGCUGCAUUGAAGUCACUCAAGAGUGCAGACAGUGUACAGAACCAGCUUAACAAUCUGGAGUCAUGCAUUCAAGAUCAAGAACAAGGACUCGAGAGCCUAUUUAGGCAAUUGAUCAAGACUAGAGUCUCCCUUCUCAACAUCCUCAACCACUAGAUAAAAGGAUUUAGAUUGAUUUUGUACAUGAAGAACACACAUAUAUACAUCUUCCAAUAUCAAAUUGAUAACUCAAUGAUAUACUCUUUUCUACUUGAAUAGCCACUACUUGUUCAUCUUAGUUCAAAAGCAUUAAUUUCUGAAUCCCCUUGCAUACUGAUCAUCAGAUCAAAAACUCCAGCAAGUACUGAAACUACGUAACUAAAGUUCAAUGAUUCAAUAUUCCAAUUAUCAUGUUAGCUCAUCUACAAUAUUAAUGAAGAAAAAUAAUGUCCUUUCUGUACAUUAAAAGAUGAAUAAAAAAUGAACUGUAACUUCCUUAAUGAACAAUGCUAAGAGGUAAAUUCAGAGCAAUUGUUGAAAUCAUGAUUGAGGUCACAUGGGAUUUGUUCAAAUUAUAUCAAAUCUCAAGGUUGUCAAGAUUCCAAUUGUCUCAAGGAGAUAAUCAAAAAUCAAUAAUUAUUGGCAUUCCAAGGACUUAAUUGAUUCUCACACGCUUUAGGCAGUAAUCAUAAGGAGGUUAUAGGCUCAAAACACUGCAUUGGAGUAAUUAGAUGCCGAAUACAUGUUAGGUCGAUAGGUAGCAGCAACUUCAUAAUGAAGCAUUUUGAUGCUAAUAUCUUAAUGUCAAUUAUUAGCAAAUGCUUGAUAGGUGGCUUUAUCUCUGCCCUGUUUGUAGAUCUAAUAUCUAGGAUUAGGAAAGCAAUUAGCAUACAAAAUAUAGGUGUUUACACGUGUAAAUGUGUCACAUUCCAUUGACAAUACAUUUCUUUAUUGCUGUUUGCAGGAAAACUACAGAAGGAAAAAAAAAUAUAUAUAUAUACACACACACACACACACACACACUUAAGAACAGAUCUUGCCUUUUUCUUGGAAAUGAACAAAAAUGUAUCAACCCACUCGUGCCUUGCGUAAUUUAUCACCUUGUUCAGAAAAAAAUGCAGCAUUAUCCCAGGUUAAGAACUUAAAAUACUCAGCAAUACUGAGGAUUGUGUAGAAAAUAAUAGGUAUGGCAGGGAUCAAGAGGCACAUUACAUUAAAAAUCAGUGAUAUGAUUUUACACUUACCAUAUUCUGAGAGGGUUGAGAGAUUCUCUAUUUACAUUCAACUGAAUACCUUCUCUUCUAUGGGUAGAAAAUAAAUGACUGCUGUAAAAUCCAAGCGCCACGCUCACUCUUACAGCAUACCCUCAAUAACACACCUCAUUUCCAAGUUUACAUUCAUGUACGUCAAACCUGUCAGUUUUCUAAUUAUCUCCAGGGAAAUAGUAGAAAGCAGAUCGAAUAUGAAUUUGAUUAAUGACAAUCACAUGGCAGACUCAGAUCUCUCUACACUUCUAAUUAUAAUGAUAUUUUUGCUGGUUUUCUUCCUGUUUGGGGAACAGGCUGACUCAUCUUGUGCCACUGACCAUUUUUUUUGCACGAUGAAAACACAAUGCAUGGUCAGAAAAUUGCAGAUCUUGCCCACUCCUUGCAUACCAAUCACUCCUGCAAUCGUUGUCCGAUACGAAAAUUAUGAUUGAAUGCUUGUUAAAUUAAAAUAGCACAAUAAAAUAUUUUCAAUGCAAAAUGAAUCAGUUCAUGAGUUGGUAUGCUGGUGCAUAAGGAGACAUUACAUAAACAUUGCGUAGGGAACAUUAAAAUUGAAAUCAGAAUCAUGUUACUUCUCCCUGAUUGAGGUGGAUGAGAUUCCUUGUCCCCGUUCUCA
Messenger RNA from Rosa rugosa (rugosa rose), 4068 nucleotides. RefSeq lists its product as uncharacterized. The record is from RefSeq and is a predicted model, not a curated record. Bases 1546 to 2361 code for a protein of 271 amino acids. The transcript has a single exon. NCBI's taxonomy places the organism in Eukaryota, Viridiplantae, Streptophyta, Magnoliopsida, Rosales, Rosaceae. Gene Ontology annotation, biological process: shoot system development; root development.